GACCGUACAUUCGCCAAUACCCUGGAAUUUCAUCUCAUGCUCUACUCUGCCCAAAGGACGAGUCUUUAUAAAUGCGCAACUGAAGAAGACGAAAGCUGCUCAUCACCCCAAAAAAAAAAAAAAAAUUUGCAGAGAGAGAGAGGUAGAGAGAGAAACAGAGAAAUGUCGGGAGGUAUUGCUCGUGGUCGUCUCGCAGAGGAACGAAAAGCCUGGCGGAAGAAUCACCCCCAUGGUUUCGUUGCUAAGCCGGAGACUCUCCUUGAUGGUUCGGUGAAUCUGAUGGUGUGGCAGUGUACUAUCCCCGGUAAGGCAGGGACUGACUGGGAGGGGGGUUACUACCCACUUACACUCCACUUUAGUGAAGACUACCCUAGCAAACCACCAAAGUGUAAAUUUCCCCAGGGUUUCUUCCACCCUAAUGUCUACCCCUCUGGAACUGUUUGCCUGUCGAUCCUCAACGAAGAUAGUGGAUGGAGACCAGCGAUUACAGUGAAACAAAUUCUUGUUGGCAUCCAGGACUUGUUGGACCAACCCAACCCUGCUGAUCCUGCACAGACUGAAGGAUACCAUCUCUUCAUCCAGGAUGCUGUGGAGUACAAGAGACGUGUCCGACAGCAGGCCAAGCAAUACCCGUCUCUUGUCUAAAUACUGAAUCUGGUUUUGCUAAAGGUUGUUGAUACUUGGGAACCAUCUGGUCGACUCAAUGUAAACUGCAUGGUUGAACUGCCUUUGUUUUCUCGAUUUGAAUUUAACUUUUGUUGGUAUAUAACAGUAGAACCGGCCAAUGAUGCUCAUUGGUGUUUGUUUUAGUAUUGAACUUGAUCUCCAUUUUACAUCAUCAGCUAUUUAUACUGUGAUUUGUGUUUAACAUGUGUGAUCUCUCAAAAGGAUCAAGAACAAGCAAAGCUGCUACACUGCCAAUGGUUAAAUAAUAUCGGAAUGAUGGAUAAACCAUCUUAAAGAACA
Molecule: messenger RNA, 966 nt
Organism: Camellia sinensis
Lineage: Eukaryota; Viridiplantae; Streptophyta; Magnoliopsida; Ericales; Theaceae
Product: SUMO-conjugating enzyme SCE1
Source: RefSeq, a predicted model, not a curated record